CUAUUUUAGUGUGACCCGGGCCGACACUUGGCUCCGCCCUUUCGGCAAAGACAAAAUACCUUAAUCCGUCGGGGGUCUGGUUUGCUGAGCCUUUCAAGCCAGCGACCUCGAACGACAGUUACGAAAAAUGAACCAACCGCCUGAUCUUUUUUUCACGAAUUAUGCCAUGAAUGCCCCAAACCGGUCUCCCAGCUCCGCGCGGCCGGGUUACAACACCACAACCGGUCUUCCCGGCGUCAAUCGUCUUAACCAGCGCCAAAUGGACCCUGUCAGCCAAGCGUCUCCCGCUCUCUUCGCCAGCGAUGACCGUUUCGCCUCCUACGACAGCAACUCGUUCAGACACAACAGGGCCCAGCCUACCCCUGGCGGCUUCGCUGCCGACGGCUUCAUGGGCGGUAAUCAAGCGUGGGCGCCAUACAGUUCCGGCGCGAACACUGUGUCUGGGGCCCUGGGCGAUGGCAGGCUCCGGCCCGGCGCCCGUAGAGCAGCAAUUCCGGCGUGGACGAUGCAGGAGCAGCCUAGUCUCGGAAGCCAGGCUUUAAACACGCCUUCGACCCAGUAUUCAGGGGUCGCCAAUUUUAACCCAGCAAUGAACUUGAUGAAUGGAGACCCAUCCUUCGCAGCCGAACGCCACGUGUACCCCACAUCGAACAUGUAUGACCCUCGACACGACCCGAAGGCGCUCGGGAACGACCUGAUUCCAACGGCAAUUGUGAUUAAGAAUAUUCCUUUCAAUGUGAGGAAAGAGAUGCUCACCACCAUCAUGUCCGAGUUGGGCCUGCCGCAACCCUAUGCCUUCAACUACCACUUCGACAACGGCAUCUUCCGCGGCCUCGCUUUUGCAAAUUUCCAGAGUCCCAUAGACACCCAGACCGUCAUCGAGCAGCUCAAUGGCUAUGAGGUCCAGGGCCGGAAGCUUAGAGUCGAGUACAAGAAGAUGCUGCCCGAGCACGAAAGGGAAAGGAUCGAGCGAGAAAAGAGGGAAAAGCGCGGCCAACUCGAGGAACAGCAUCAGCCCAUCACCACCCUCCAUUCACAGUCUUCGAUGCAUUCACUCAGUGCCGCCAACGCUGCCGCCAGGUCCCGUAACUCACCGUUGCGGGAUGUGGACCUUAACAAUCCAGACACGUUGAGUUUUUACACCGAGUUGACGCUUUUCCGAAGUGACCCCAACCGCGAAAUCAUCGUUUUCCCGAGCUCUAUCACACCCCAGCAGCGUCGAACCGUCCAUAUCCUAGCUCACAACAUGGGCCUUGAGCACCGGUCCGUGGGCGAGGGGCCCCAUAGGCAAAUCCACGUCAUCAAGGACACUGGAACCACGCAGGCAAUGCACAUGCCUCCCGGCGUUUCUGCUGACGCCCAUCGCCGGGGCCUGAGUCGGGCCGCCACAAUCGAUUUCGCCGAAACCAGGAGCAGUCAACCUGGCCAUUAUGGCACGCUGGGCAGGCAAGGUCGGCAUGGACCGACCUUGGAACUUCCAGACAGUCCAGAUGGGGGCCUGAAUGCGCUACGCGGUGUUAAGUCCUUUGCCGAUUUGCGCUCCUACACCCCGAGCCCUUCCCUCUCGGCCUCCGGAUAUCCGCAAGGGACCACCGUUCACGGCCCGAAUGUAGCCCAGUACGGCGAGUACAGCGCCAGCCUUGGGGGGCAGAACAGCUCCUUGACAACACCAACCACCCCGGGAACUGCGUCGAAUACCGAUCCGUCCAUGUUGAUCUCGGACCUCGGAUCCAUGUCACUCGGUGAGCCGUUCAGUGGAGGCCGGCUUCGGCCGCGGGAGACCCCAGGUGCUAUCGGCAGCCAGCGUCCUGGGCUGAACGGGUCGAGCACUCGCAGUGUUCCUGAGCGUCAGCCCCUUGGCCCCAGCGGUGACUGGGGCGAAAAUAUCGGCUUUGGAGGAAGGGGUCGAACAAAUGGUCACAUUCAACGGGGAAGCGGUGCGUGAUUGUGGCUGGACUCGCCCAACCUUCGACAACUCACUCACUAACAAGGCCGUUUAGACUCGUCUGAAAAUGCCGUGCGUGGUGCAACAGCUUCCACGACCUCGCGAUUCCAGUAGGUUCGGGGCAAGUCUCGCCCACAAAUUCGAUGCCGCAGCCGACUCCCUCCAUCACGACUGUUGCCCAUGCAACUUCUUGGCUAAGCGACCGAAUACCACCUCGCGGCCUCUCUCGUACCCCUCGUCAACAUCUGCUCUGAACCGCAGUCACCUAAAAUUUUUC
Messenger RNA from Canariomyces notabilis, 2222 nucleotides. RefSeq lists its product as uncharacterized. Gene Ontology annotation, molecular function: mRNA binding. Gene Ontology annotation, cellular component: cytoplasm; nucleus; ribonucleoprotein complex. NCBI's taxonomy places the organism in Eukaryota, Fungi, Ascomycota, Sordariomycetes, Sordariales, Chaetomiaceae. Bases 128 to 1945 code for a protein of 605 amino acids. The record is from RefSeq and is a predicted model, not a curated record. The transcript is spliced from 3 exons.